Molecule: messenger RNA, 1454 nt
Organism: Chrysemys picta bellii (western painted turtle)
Lineage: Eukaryota; Metazoa; Chordata; Testudines; Emydidae
Source: RefSeq, a predicted model, not a curated record
CUAAGAAAGCUACACAGGCUUUUGACAGCUGACUGCUGUGGGCAGCCCCCUCAAAGACCAUUGAGUCUCGAAGCACAGAGAAAAGCAGAGGGACAGGCUCUCGACACACGACUGUCUGCACUGGCUCCAGGCUGGGAUUUGCUGCCUGCCUGAGUUAGAAUCUCCAUCGAAUCUGAGCCGAGUCGAGCGCCCAACGCUCAAGAGAGCAUCUGGGACAGAAGGUACAAAUUAUUCAGCCGUUCGCCAAAGCCCAGGCCGUGGUCAGAAGUGGGGAUAUUUCAAUACAGACAAUAUUUCCUGAUAGAAGAGGUGUCGGUCAUCUGAGCUCAGACACAAGGACGGUGCUUUCACACCCAGCUCCCUGCCGGUCACCUUUGCUGGCUAUGGCGGAGGAGGGAGUAAUCUACACUUAUCUAACCCACCCGGCAGGCUCCCUGCCCAGCGACUCGUCAGCCCCGGUGCAGCAUCACACUUGUCCGCAGUGUCCGCUUUGGCAUCGGGUGGGCUGGGCCGGGAACAUCGUCCUGCUGGGAGCAGUGAUAGUGCUGGCUGUCCUGGUUGGCCAGCGCCCAUCCCAGAAUUGUCAGAUGGCAGCCGUCCCACAGACUUCUCCGAAGAGCGACUCAUGUGAGAUAAGUCGAAACACAACACCGCACCACCGUACAUUGGAGAAUUUCCAAUCUUGCUUGAAGCAAAACUUGUGUGGGGUGGAAAACAGCUCGGCAGAGGGCUCCGGGUGCAAACUCUGCCCCAGGCACUGGGUGCCGCACAGGGACAAGUGCUACUGGCUUUCUGAAGAGAACCAAUACUGGAACAGGGGCCAUGAUGACUGCUCACAGAGGAGAUCUCACCUGCUUGUGAUCCAGGACCGGGAGGAACUGGAGUUCACACAGAAUCUUACAGGAAAUCAAAAUCCGGUGUGGAUUGGACUCAACAUCACAUCCCCAGGGAGGAAGUGGACCUGGGUGGAUGGUUCCCCGUUAAAUCAAACGCUAUUCACGGUAUCGGGUCCUGCAGAAGAGAACAGCUGUGCUGCAGUAAAGAAGAAUCAGAUCAAGUCUGAAAUCUGCAACACUCACUAUAAAUGGAUUUGCCAAAAGGAAGCUGUGCGCAUUUAAAUGGGAGGAUUGGCGACCUCUGUCUGCAUCUAUGGAAUGCAGAACACCCUGGGUUCUCGUCUCCAUUGCAGCUAACAAAGUCUCAGGCAGUGUAAAAGCGCCGAUAAAGUGAAUGGCGCAAUGCUGAUUUAUACCCAUUGGGGGUCUGGGCCCAUUGCCUCCAAUGAAGUUGCGGCCAGUUCACACCAGCUGGAAAUCUGGCCUUUUGAUUAUUUUUUAAAAAAAUAAUUCUAUAAUUUUUUUAUUUUUACACAGUGUUCUAAUAUUGUCUUCAGAGUAUUAAAAGAUUCCUGGGACAUUAUUGAUGGUAACACCUAGAGGCCCCAGCUGAGAUCA